Tachyglossus aculeatus (Australian echidna) is the source of this 5749-nucleotide messenger RNA. It is a transcript of the gene TBC1D25, whose product is annotated as TBC1 domain family member 25. Gene Ontology annotation, molecular function: GTPase activator activity. Gene Ontology annotation, biological process: activation of GTPase activity; regulation of autophagosome maturation. The transcript is spliced from 6 exons. Bases 18 to 2153 code for a protein of 711 amino acids. Gene Ontology annotation, cellular component: autophagosome. The record is from RefSeq and is a predicted model, not a curated record. NCBI's taxonomy places the organism in Eukaryota, Metazoa, Chordata, Mammalia, Monotremata, Tachyglossidae.
GGGGACCGGUCGGCCCGAUGGCCACCGCGGGCGACGAGGAGCGGGAGGUGGUGCGGGUCCGGGUCAAGAAAUGUGAUGGGAUCGUUCAGCCAGAGUUCCGGACCUUUGCCGUCGACCCUCAGAUCACUUCCCUGGACGUGUUGCAGCACAUUUUGAUUCGAGCCUUUGAUUUGAAUGGGAAGAAGAAUUUCGGGAUCAGUUACCAGGGCCGGGAUAAGCAAGGACAGGAGGCUCACCUCCCACUGAUGUCCGACUGGGAUCUGAGCACCGCGUUUGCCAGCGCUUCCAAGCCAUAUCUACAGCUCAAAAUAGAGAUCAAGCCUUUAGAAGACAGUCCUCUUUUGGAGGAUUGGGAUAUCAUCAGUCCUAAAGAUGUCAUCAGCACAGAUCUUCUGUUGGUGGAGAAACGGUCCCUGACAGCCGCUGCCUUGCCGUUUACCCAGUCCAUCAUCUCGCAGGUGGGCAAAACUCUCUCGAAGGUUCAGCAGGCACUGAGCUGGUCUUACGGAGAGGAUAUCAAGCCCUUCAAACCCCCGCUAACGGAUACGGAAUUUCAUACUUACCUGAACCACGAGGGUCAGCUGACUCGUCCCGAAGAGCUCCGUCUGCGGAUCUACCACGGGGGUGUCGAGCCUUCUCUGCGUAAGGUGGUUUGGCGUUACUUACUGAACGUUUACCCCGAUGGCCUGACCGGCCAGGAGAGGAUGGAUUACAUGAAGCGCAAGACUCGGGAGUACGACCAGCUGAAGGGUGAGUGGAAUCAACGAGCCAGCCAGGAGGACCUGGAGUUCAUCAGGAGCAACGUUCUCAAGGAUGUCCUUCGCACCGACAGGGCCCACCCUUAUUACGCGGGUUCCGAGGACAACCCCCACCUCACUGCCCUCCACGAUCUGCUGACCACGUACGCCGUCACCCAUCCCCAGAUCUCGUACUGCCAAGGCAUGAGCGACAUCGCGUCCCCCAUCCUGGCCGUGAUGGAUAACGAGGGCCAGGCCUUCAUCUGCUUCUGCGGCAUCAUGAAGCGCCUCGAGGGAAACUUCCGCAUGGAUGGCGAGAUGAUGUCCAUCAAAUUCUCCCACCUGAAGCUUUUGCUUCAGUACUCCGACCCGGAGUUCUACAGCUACCUCCUUUCCACCGGGGCCGACGACCUCUUUUUUUGCUAUCGGUGGCUCCUGCUGGAACUCAAGCGGGAGUUUGCCUUCGAGGAUGCCUUGAGGAUGCUGGAGGUCACCUGGAGCUCUCUCCCACCGGAUCCACCGGAGAAGGAAAUGGAGCUAGUGGGGCCGCCUGCCCAAGUGGGCGAGAGCGGGCAGCCCAUCCGCCAGAGGCACAUGCUGAGACCCACGUGUGACUUUGACGAGGAGAUGGGGGACAGAGUCCUGCUCCCGGGCCAAGAGGAAGCAGAGGAAACUGAGGCGAGCGAAAAGGUCGUUGGGAACGGUCCCUUAGUGAAGCGGUCCAGUUUUGGAGAAUUUAACUAUUACAGUGCCACGAGUGAGGAUCGCUCUGAAGAGGAGCCAAUCUUGAGUUUCACUACCAGGAUUCUGGUACAUUCCAACCAGCCCAGGGAAGGGGAGGAUGAAGAUUGCGGGGAGGGAGAUCCUCUAAUCCAACUCCCCGGCCCAGUUUCCCUCAACAUGACGAAGAGCUUUUCAGCUCCUUCUCUGAGGCCUCCUGAAGCUUUUCCUUCUCCCAGUCAGGAGACGCCUUCCCUGUCCCCGGAGCCGUCCCCGGAGCCGUCCGCAGCCAGCGGGAAGGAUGGAUCUCUCUCGGAGAGGGGCGAUUCAUUGGAGAACACUCCAACUCCCUCCUCUCCGUCUCACAGCCCCUUUGGUCCAGUUUCGUCUCCUACUCCGGUUUCCACCCCUCCACUUGCCUCCGUUAGCCUGCCCCCUCCCCAGGAGUUCGGCAAAGGCAACCCGUUCAUGCUCUUCCUCUGCCUGGCCAUCCUGCUGGAGCACAGAGACCACAUCAUGAAGAACAGCAUGGACUACAAUGAGCUGGCCAUGCACUUUGACAGACUGGUGCGGAAACACAACCUCAGUAAGAUCCUCCACCGGGCCAAGGCCCUGUUCGCGGAUUACCUGCAGUCUGAGGUCUGGGACUCCGAGGAAGGCGACGAAGCCGCCGCAGACUCUCCGGCCGCUUCCUGACCGUGACCUGCUCCGCCUGACUCGUGUCCUGUUUGCCUCAGUGGAUUUCUGGUGGGGACUUGCAAAAACGGGGACGUGGUCCAAGAGGCUGCCUUUUGGACGAGGCCAAGGGUGUUUUCUGACCGUCGGAAUUCCGUUGGCUUUUUUAACCAGCCGAGCAACUCCCCGUUUCUGUUUUCUGGGACGACCUCUGUGGGUUUCAUUUUCCUACAGGCGUACGCUAAUGGACGGCCACAAUUCCCUGCUGGGUCAGUGAGGAGCAGGUGCCUUUCUGUUUGGAAUGUAUUCAUUUUCACUCGCUUUGGUUUUCUCAUUCCGUAGCCUGAUACGUUUGGUUCUUUAAUUAUUUUUCUUGAUAGACAAAACGUAGCGACACUGUUGAGUUUUUUCUUUUUUUUAUAGAGGGGGGAGCUGGCCGGACCCUGAAACCAACAGAUACUCAGUGAGCCUCUUUGAAAUGAUACAGGGUCCAGAUUGGUGGUUUUUGUUGAAACACAAUAGGUCAAUAACCAAACUCCUCAUCUUCCCUCCCCUUUCCUCCCCCAGACUUUCCCGUCACUGUUGACGGUGCCACCGUCCUCCCCGUCUCACAAGCUGGCAACCUGGGAAUUAUCCCUAACUCAUCUCUCUCCUUCAGUCACAAAUUCAGCCAGUCACUAAAUCCUGUUGAUUCUAGCUUCAGAACACCUCCAGAAUCAGCUCCUUUCCUCUCCAUCCAAAGCGCCACCAACCUGGUCCAAGCCCUUUCCCUACCCCUGAGUACACGUUGCUCAAGCACAGGCACAAUUUGCUGAAUUGUACUUUCCAAGCGCUCCGUACCGUGCUCUACACAAAGUAAGCACUCGAUAAAUAUGAAUGAAUGAAUCCCAGCCCAACUACUGCAUCAGCCUUCUCUCUGAUCUCCUUCUCCCCCCUCUGCUGUCCAGAUCACGGUCUAAAACGCUGUUCUGCAGACGUCUCCCUCGCUCCUCAAAAACCUCCAACGGCCGCCCAUCUACCUCCGCAUCAGGCAGAAAUUCCUCACCUUUGACUUUUAGACAGCCGGUCGACUCUCUCCCCCUAUUUAUCCUUGCUCCUCUCCCACUUGGACCCAGUCUGUACACUUUGCUCCUCUAAUUCCACCUACUUACUCACUAUGCCUCACUCUCAUCUCCCUCAUCGGUGCCCACUUUCUCACCUCCUCUUUCCUAUUUGGAUCCACCCCCGGUCCAAGUCACAUCAGACCGGCCAUUACCCUGCCCCAUCUUCAAAGCCUUACAGUAAUUACAUCUCGUCCUGGAAUGGAAGCAUCCCCUGGGUCAUCUCCCCAUUCUAUUUUCCCUCCCUAGUCCAACACCCAUCCACUUGGGUCUAUGCACCCAAAGCACUUAUGAACUCACCACACCCUCACCCCUUCUGUGCACAUCUUUAUACUCGGUUACUUCCCCUACCUGAAAUUCAUUUUAACGUCUGUCUCCCCUGCUAGAGUGUAAGCUCCUCGAGGGCAGGUAUCGUCUCUAUUGUACUCCCAAGCGCUUAGUACGGUGCCUCGCACAGAGUAAGCGCUUAAUAAAGACCAUUGAUGGAUUGCAAUAUAAUUUUGUUCCCUGUAUUUUUGUAUGCAGACUCUGCCUCCGUGAUUGACACCAGUGCUUUAUUCUGAUUCAUUUUUGCACAGUAUAUACCGUCGAACAGUGAGUUCUUCUGCUCAGGUUUCUGCUUCCAUUUUAAUCCUUUUUUCAGAGGUGAAGUCUACCUAGGACUUGACAGUCGUGUUCAAAUGUGACCGGGCUUUUAAUGAAGGUGAAGGGAAAGUGUAGUUGUUGAAGGCAUCUUCCAAAAGAGAGAGUUGGAAAUGCAUCCCCACUGAAAUAGCAGCACCAGUCUACCUGACUGCCAUCGGAGUGGAAUCGAUCCAGGGAUUUCAAAUCAUCAGCUCUUUAGGAGCCUCUCUCAGAUGAGCACCCAGAGCAAACAGCUGUGGAUUGAUCCUUUGCAAGGGAACGUCCUGCAGGACAGUUUCGGCCCCUGUCCUGUGGAGAUGCAAAAUCUAUGACAGAUUGCACGGCUUCCCUAUGAAAGAACUACAGCGCGUGGAAUGUCGUCAAAAUCCCCGGUCUCCCUGGCUCAGAUCUGGUGGAAGGGAUCGAUUCUUGGUGUGGGUUUGAUGUUUGGGGAUGUCUUUUCCUUGGUGACCAGAAUUCCAAUCCGGUUUCAGUCUCCAUUGCUUCUUAGCAAUAAGCCAAGAUCAACAGAGGUCUUUAAACUACGGGGAAGGUGAAAUUUCCCCUCUGGAGCCGGUGGUCACGAGUAACCUAGGGGCCAGGGAUUUGCCUCAACGUUGAGAGUGUGCAGGAAUGAAGAAGUUUGUAAAUAAUGUUAAUCUUUACUAAUUCUGGCUCCUCGGUGGUGGUGAUGAGUGUGUAAAUUCAAGAUUCAGUGAGAACCACGUCCUCCCCUAGCAGCCCGCUACACGAUGCUGGUUUCAGGUCCGGGGAAUGGGAUCUGAAGUGUCAGUGUGAGAUCUAAAGUGUCGUUGAUGUAAGUUGUGUUUUCGGUCUGUGGCAUUGAGUAUCUCUGUGGGAUCCCUUAAUGAUGUGGACGGCAUGGUUUAGACGGAAGGGUGUGUUUGAUUACGCUGCUUUCAAAAAGUCAACAUUAAGAUGGAAGAAAAGGUUAAACCAUUUGAAAGCAAGACAAAAGAGGAAAUACUACUGUUUUGUAGUAUUAAAAAAGGACUCUACUGGAGCAUUGAGGCUUCCAACGAAUGAAGUGAGCAUCUCCUGUUCAGCCCGAUGUGUCCCAAAAGGUCUUUCUUUGAUCAAGGGUGAGGGGAUCAUACAAAUGUUACCAAGCCUUUAUUUCUUUUGGUAAGUGCAUUGAGGCUCCCAAUGAAUGAAGUGAGCAUCUCCUGUUCAGCCCGAUGUGUCCCAAAAGGUCUUUCUUUGAUCAAGGGUGAGGGGAUCAUACAAAUUUUACCAAGCCCUUUUUUCUUUUGGUAAGUGCACCAAGCCAAAUUACUUUUUUGAGAAAUAAAUAUCCUUUUGAAAAAAAGAACACUAGUUACAUUUUCAGCAUAGAAUUUCAUGUAAAUGGAGCAAUGGGCUGUUUUACAAAUGAUUAUUCAAAACUGAGCAGUGAAUGAAAGGAUGCAGUUUUUCAGAAUGUCAGUCAGAGUUCCUGACCUAUGCUAUGUGAAAGAAUAAUGAUAAUGGUUUUGUUACUGUGGAGAACAUUAUUUUCUGAGCAUUUAGCCAAGGUGUUGGAGAGCUGUCUGAAUACGGUAGUUAAUCAAAGGCAAGUUUACAGAGUCCUGGAGAGACGCUUAAACAUGCCUUUUUCAUUUAUAUAAAUCCACAUAGAGAAUUCCUUUGCCUUUACCAAUGGAGUCCAACCAUCCUAUGUUUCCUUUCGAUUUACAUCUCAACCAAUACGUCGUACUUCUUUCGUUUUCAUGGGCGUCAUAAUCCGCUUCUUCAGAAUCGUCCACAAACCUCAUGUUUCAUUCCUAGUCAAGCACAUCAGGUGGUGUAGAACAUUAAAAAGCUUCAAAAAAAAAAAACAAAUCACAGAUUUUGAGGGUUCUGUAUUGUGAAUCCCAGUUGUCAAGUGAUGGU